CCAGGCCCCUGGGAUCAUGACCUGAGUUGAAGGCAGACACUUAACAAACCGAGCCACCCAGGCGCCCCCCAAAAUGGCCCUUCUUUGCCAGGUUAAGGGUAUCAGGGUACACCAUCUGAUGGAAAUAGCAACAAAAACAACUGAGAUUCAAACCAGCUUAAAAUAAAAUCUAGUAUUUCAUGUAACAGGAAGUUCAGGAGGUAAGGCAGGCUCUAGGGUUGGUUAAUUAAACGUUCAGUGACGUCAGUAAGGACCCCAGGUCUCUGCAUUUCCAUCUCUGCUGUAUUGGCCCCAGCCAAUAGCCUUGGGUUGGUUUCCUGUGCUGACAAUUGGCUUGCCUUAAGAGCUUGGGCCUCUCUGCACUUCCUCCUUUGUGUGCUGUCAGAGAUCGUGGCUUUCUGCAGGUCUCCCUAAAUGCAAAGAAACUUUUCUCCAAGCACCCUUUACUGCUUUACUUCCCCAUUCUUGAACUUCUGGGGAAGGAGGGGAAGGCAUCUGCAUAGGUUGGUCAGACUCAGAGCUGGGGGCAGGGCAAGCUCUUCCCUGAGGUACAUGGCUGGGUUGGGGAGCCCUGGGCACUUGAACACAGUGCGGGUUCUCUUAGUGAAGACAUGAGUUAACUCUUGGGGAGAUGGAAGAUAAAGCCACAGACCCAAGCGUGUCAGAACAGGAUUGGUCUGCUAUCCAGAAUUUCUGUGACCAGGUGAACACCGAUCCCAAUGGCCCAACCCACGCGCCUUGGCUCCUGGCCCACAAGAUCCAGUCUCCGCAAGAGAAAGAAGCUCUUUAUGCCUUAACGGUGCUGGAGAUGUGUGUGAACCACUGUGGGGAGAAGUUCCACAACGAGGUGGCCAAAUUCCGCUUCCUGAAUGAGCUGAUCAAAGUGUUGUCCCCGAAGUACCUGGGGUCCUGGACCACAGAAAAGGUUAAAGGAAGAGUCAUCGAAAUACUCUUCAGUUGGACUGUCUGGUUUCCAGAGGAUGUCAAGAUCCGAGAUGCUUACCAGAUGCUGAAGAAACAGGGAAUCGUAAAGCAAGACCCUAAACUACCAGUGGAUAAAAUUUUGCCUCCACCUUCUCCCUGGCCCAAGAGCUCUAUCUUUGAUGCCGAUGAAGAAAAGUCCAAGCUUCUGACGAGGCUUCUGAAGAGCAACCACCCAGAGGAUCUUCAGGCUGCAAACAGGCUGAUCAAGAACUUGGUCAAGGAGGAGCAAGAGAAAUCCGAGAAGGUGUCGAAGAGAGUCAGUGCCGUGGAGGAGGUACGGAGCCACGUGAAGGUGCUGCAGGAAAUGCUGAGCGUGUAUCGCCGGCCCGGGCAGGCCCCGCCGGACCAGGAGGCCUUGCAGGUCGUGUAUGAGCGCUGUGAGAAGCUGCGGCCCACGCUGUUCCGGCUGGCGAGUGAUACCACGGACGAUGACGACGCGCUCGCGGAGAUUCUCCAGGCAAAUGACCUCCUCACCCAGGGAGUUCUGCUGUACAAACAGGUGAUGGAGGGCCGAGUCAUCUUUGGGAACACAGUGACCAGCUCAGUGGGAGACCUAGCUGUCUCCAGAGUCUUUCAGAAACCCGCAGGCUGCACGAAGAGCUGCGCUCUGAUUGACUUGGAGGUGGACAGUGGAUCUGAGCAGGCCGGGACUGUGGCACCGUCCUUGCUUCACCAGGACCUGGCAGCCUUAGGACUCAGUGAUGCUCCACAUACCAACAAGGUUGCUGGUCAGAAUUGCUAUAAGGAAAAGAAGAAUCCCCCCGCCAGCAUGCUGCCCGGUGGUGGUGUUCAGAGCCCUUCUGCAGAAAGGAACUUGCUGGAUCUCCUCUCCCCACAGCCAUGUCCAGGGCCUCUGAAUUAUGUUCCACAGAAGAGCAUUCCUAAGGAAGUGCCCCCUGGCACUAAGUCCUCUCCAGGUUGGUCCUGGGAAGCUGGGCCAUUGGCUUCUUCCCCAUCCACCCAGAAUACACCGCUGGCUCAAGUGUUUGUCCCUUUGGAGUCUGUUAAGCCCAGCAGCCUGCCGCCUCUUAUCGUGUAUGACAGGAAUGGAUUCCGAAUUCUGCUCCACUUUUCCCAGACGGGGGCCCCUGGCCACCCGGAGGUGCAGGUGUUGCUGUUAACCAUGAUGAGCACUGCCACCCAGCCUGUCUGGGACAUCAUGUUUCAAGUGGCUGUGCCAAAGUCCAUGAGAGUGAAGCUGCAGCCGGCAUCCAGCUCCAAGCUCCCUGCCUUCAGUCCGCUGACGCCUCCAGCUGUGAUCUCUCAGAUGCUGUUGCUUGACAAUCCACAUAAAGAGCCCAUCCGGUUACGGUAUAAGCUGACCUUCAACCAGGGUGGACAGCCUUUCAGCGAAGUAGGAGAAGUGAAAGACUUUCCAGAUCUGGCAGUCUUGGGUGCCGCCUAACUUUUAAUAAGACAGACCCCGCCAUUCAAGCUUAGGCCAAUGUGAAUUUUGCUGUCUAGAUAGGACUAAUCAUGGUGAUGUAGUGCGGAGUGCCAACAGUUCUAUCCUGACGUCAGGCUCUGGAUCCCAACCUCUGACUUAUUCUGCACAUACUAUUUGUGUGUGUGUGUGUGUGUGUGUGUGUGUGUGUGUGUGUUGUGGGGGAUUUGGGGGAGGGGAGAGCAGGGCUUGGGGUGUGGACAGUGUGGGAAAUGCUGAAGCAUUUCUGACAACCAUCUGCUACAAUCAUCUGUUUCUGCAUGUUUGUGGACACGGAUGUCCCCACCUCAGGUUGGAGGUUUUAUAAGCCAAAGUUGUGUUGUGUUUUGUUUUUUUUCCAUGUAUUGUUCUCUUUUCAUUCAUCCACUCUGUGCCUUGUCAGCCUUUGAAAGUCUUGGUUGCUCCCAGGCUGCUGUUCUCAGGGACCUUAAAAGGGACCUGGUUGGUCUUGGGGCAGAGAGUACCUUCUGGGGCACUCUCUUCCAAGAAAGACCUUGUCUCCAUUUCCAUUAGAGAAUGCUGCUUGCAUGUGUUUGAGAAGAUCUUCAGAAUGGAAUGCUCGUUGCACUGUUUGCAGGCGAGGGGCUGCCACUAGACCAGAGGACCACACUGGGUGGGCCAAUCAUGUCCUUUACCACUGUGCCUUAGAAUCACCCAGAGAAGACCUUCCAGGGCAGAGGGGAAAGCAGGUCCCAGGCCUCAUGCAGGCCGCGGGUUCUGUGGGUGGGGCAGCCCGUCUCGGCCCUUCCUCAGGACCCUCCUCUCCAUUCUCAUCCUCCUCCUCCACGAGCGUCUACUCUCAGAGCUCUUCGAUGCUGACGCCACGCCAGUCGUUGUCAAUCAUAACAGACAGGCUCGCGGUUGCCUGUCUUCACCACCCAGCCUGGAGAACUGUGACACAAAUAGAUAUGAAAAGAGCUUAGCAGUGAUUUCAGUGGUGAAUAUAGAAAGUCCUUGAAUAAAUACCAUGUAGCAAAUA
Lontra canadensis (Northern American river otter) is the source of this 3407-nucleotide messenger RNA. It is a transcript of the gene GGA2, whose product is annotated as golgi associated, gamma adaptin ear containing, ARF binding protein 2. Gene Ontology annotation, biological process: intracellular protein transport; vesicle-mediated transport. NCBI's taxonomy places the organism in Eukaryota, Metazoa, Chordata, Mammalia, Carnivora, Mustelidae. The coding region runs from base 632 to 2389 and encodes 585 amino acids. The record is from RefSeq and is a predicted model, not a curated record. The transcript is spliced from 17 exons. Gene Ontology annotation, cellular component: trans-Golgi network. Gene Ontology annotation, molecular function: ubiquitin binding; phosphatidylinositol binding; small GTPase binding.